GUUUCGGCGCGUUGUCCGUGACCUUCUGGAACCUGUAGUUUCCACCGAGCUAAUACUAAUGGGGCGGUAGCGGGUUAGUGGCGGAGACGACCGUGAGGAAACGGAGGCCGGGCCACUCGGAGGCUUCGUCCGACGCCCGGUCAGCGAUGGCGCUGCGGGCGCCGUUCUGGAAAUGCUUUCCGGCUUGCAGGAGCCUGGAGUGUGGGUUGGCAGCCCUCUCAACCAGCUCCAAGCCAGCAGUGAAGCCCCACGUGGAGGCUCCAGGAAAUGAAGCUGUCGCCCCAGAGUUCACCAACCGGAACCCCCGCAAUCUGGAGCUCUUAGCUGUAGCGCGGAAAGAACGGGGCUGGGGGACAGUGUGGCCCUCCCGUGAGUUCUGGCACAGGUUGCGUGUUCUAAGGACUCAGCAUCAUGUAGAAGCAAUUGUUGAGCAUCGAAGUGGCCAGACUGUCGUUUCGGCAUCCACUCGUGAGUGGGCGAUUAAAAAGCAGCUAUACAGUACCAGAGACAAGGUGGCCUGCGAGAGCAUAGGACGGGUGCUGGCAGAGCGGUGCUUGAAAGCAGGAAUCAAUUUCAUGGUCUACCAACCAACCCCGUGGGAGGCAGCCUCAGACUCGCUGAAGCGCCUAGAACGUGCCAUGACAGAAGGCGGUGUGGUGCUGCGGGAGCCUCGGAGAAUCUACGAAUGAAUCAAGUAUUGCUGUGGAAGUGUGCGUGGAAACGUAUAAAACUAAUAGCUACUACAGCCUUCAACUGAACGCACCUGCUAGCAACCAGAUUGGAAAUCUUGUAGCAGUAACCUCCAGUGGAAGAUUGUUGUCAAGUCAUCCUCUUCCACCUCUAGUGUGUGGUUUUGUUAUUUUAAUCAAGGAUGAAGUUCUUCCCAUUUCCCAUUGGAAAAUACCCAAGGAAAGCAGUCACCACUCACAGGCGGUUUAUAAGUUAUAAAAUAAAGACAUAUUAUGAACUCUU
This is a messenger RNA of Jaculus jaculus (lesser Egyptian jerboa), 972 nucleotides long. It is a transcript of the gene Mrpl18, whose product is annotated as mitochondrial ribosomal protein L18. Gene Ontology annotation, molecular function: structural constituent of ribosome; 5S rRNA binding. Gene Ontology annotation, biological process: translation. The record is from RefSeq and is a predicted model, not a curated record. Gene Ontology annotation, cellular component: mitochondrion; ribosome. The transcript has 4 exons. The coding region runs from base 147 to 689 and encodes 180 amino acids. Lineage: Eukaryota; Metazoa; Chordata; Mammalia; Rodentia; Dipodidae.